CAGCGCCCCGCGCCGCAUCAUGGACCACAAUGACAAUGAUUUGCAAGGAACAAAUAGUUCAGGAUCAUUGGGUGGUCUUGAUGUCCGUAGAAGAAUCCCUAUAAAGCUUAUUUCAAAGCAGACCAAUAAAGCCAAACCUGCACCUCGAACUCCAAGAAAUAUGAACAGGAUGCCUGCGAAGACACAAGCUGGUGAUGAAGAAGAAUUUGAUUAUAACAAGGAGGAGCGAUACGAAUGUAAAGGAGGUGAAAUGUUUGGCAACCAAAGGAGAUUUCCUGGACCCAUUUUUUGGGAUUAUAAGAUAAACUUGCUGGGGGAGAAGGAUGAUACACCAGUCCAUUUCUGUGAUAAGUGUGGAUUGCCCAUCAAAAUGUAUGGACGCAUGAUACCUUGCAAGCAUGUUUUCUGUUAUGACUGUGCUAUACUACAUGAGAAAAAGGGAGACAAGAUGUGUCCAGGCUGUAACGAACCUGUGCAGCGAAUCGAGCAGUGCGUCCGAGGGUCUCUCUUCAUGUGCAGCAUUGUUCAAGGGUGCAAGAGAACUUACCUGUCCCAGAGGGACUUACAAGCUCACAUCAACCACCGCCACAUGAGAGCCGGCAAGCCUGUUACCCGUCCUGCCAUCGAGCCCGUGCACCCUCCCAUCGCCCCGCCGCCGGCCGAGAUUCCCGAGCGCUUCAUAAUGCCCCCCGAGAAGCACCACAUGAGCCACAUUCCGCCCAAGCAGCACAUCAUGAUGCCGCCGCCGCCUCUGCAGCACGUGCCGCACGAGCACUACAACCAGCCCCACGAGGACAUCCGCGCUCCCCCCGCCGAGAUGUCCAUGGCCCCGCCGCCGCCCCGCCCCGUCAGCCAGGACACCUUCCGCAUCUCCACGAGGAAACACAGCAACCUCAUCACCGUCCCCAUCCAGGAUGAUUCCAACUCGGGCGCUCGAGAGCCGCCCCCGCCGGCGCCCGCGCCCGCUCACCACCAUCCCGAGUACCAGGGCCAGCCGGUGGUGUCGCACCCUCAUCACAUCAUGCCUCCCCAGCAGCACUACGCGCCGCCGCCGCCGCCGCCGCCGCCCAUCAGCCACCCGCUGCAGCACCCUCCGCAGGCGGCGGGCACGCCCCACAUGGUGUACAGCCAGGCCCCGCCGCCCCCCAUGACCUCGGCCCCGCCGCCCAUCACCCCGCCGCCCGGACACAUCAUUGCCCAGAUGCCGCCCUACAUGAACCACCCUCCCCCGGGCCCUCCCCCUCCGCAGCACGGCGGCCCGCCUGUCAAUGUCAGCGCUCCCCCUCCCCAUCACUAUAACCCCAACUCUUUGCCGCAGUUCAGCGAAGAUCAAGGAACUCUUAGUCCCCCUUUCACACAGCCUGGGGGAAUGAGUCCAGGGAUAUGGCCAGCUCCGAGGGGGCCGCCUCCACCUCCGAGGAUGCAGGGGCCUCCCGCUCAGGCCCCCCUUCCUGGACCACAUCACCCUGAUCAAGCCAGAUACAGACCCUAUUACCAAUGAUACAAGCAACUGUACGAAUAGAGAAUGCCAUGAAGAGGAUAAAACUAAAUACAGAAGCCUUUUAAUUAAUUGUUUUGGGGUUAUUUUGUUGUGGUUUUUUUAAGAAUACUGUCAUUUUGACUGUAAGACAUUUUGAGGUUUGAAUCUUAAAUGAUUUUUAAGCCUUGGCUCUUAACUUCAAAUACUCUGUAGUGCUAAAAUAAGUGGCUUAGUAGACCACAGUUGCAUUUUAACAGAACUCCUGUUGCUAGUGUGGCUAAAUUGUCCUAAGAUGAUCACUUGUAAUAUUAUUUCCUGGAGAAAAUGAACACGUGUUGUACCAUUCUGAAUAUUGUUUUUGUUAAACCCAGUGUUUUUGUUAACCUGUGUACAAAAAUUAAAUUGAAAUAUGGUUGUAAA
This is a messenger RNA of Melozone crissalis (California towhee), 1900 nucleotides long. It is a transcript of the gene CBLL1, whose product is annotated as Cbl proto-oncogene like 1. The coding region runs from base 20 to 1501 and encodes 493 amino acids. The record is from RefSeq and is a predicted model, not a curated record. Lineage: Eukaryota; Metazoa; Chordata; Aves; Passeriformes; Passerellidae. The transcript is spliced from 6 exons. Gene Ontology annotation, molecular function: ubiquitin protein ligase activity. Gene Ontology annotation, biological process: regulation of cell adhesion; protein ubiquitination.